Messenger RNA from Anthostomella pinea, 630 nucleotides. Lineage: Eukaryota; Fungi; Ascomycota; Sordariomycetes; Xylariales; Xylariaceae. The record is from the annotation of a GenBank genome assembly.
AUGUUUGAAAACACGAGCUACGCCGAUUGGAUGGACGUAUCGAGUCCCAAAGUCCAAGGCACCUGGAAUCUCGCCAGAGCUCUCCAAGGCCAUAACUUGGACUUCUUCGUACUCUUGAGCUCUUUUACCGGGGUUAACGGCUUACAAGGGCAAGCGAACUACGCUUCAGCCAAUACCUUUCUCGACGCAUUCGUCCAGACUAGACGUAGUCAAGGGCUUCCCGCGUCAGUCAUCGGUGUUGCCCCAGUUGAGGAUGUGGGUUACCUGUCAGAACAGGCCGAAACCCGGACGAAGCUACACACCCUGUCGACGUAUUUCAUACGCGAGCAAGGAUUCCUUGACGGUCUCGAGUGGCAAUCAAGACGUCCGCUCCAAGCGCAGACUCCAGCGACCACCGGGCUUCCCUUCAUGGCACCGCAGAACCGCGUCCCUUGGAAACGGGACUCGCGAUGCGCGUUCUAUCGCAAUAUCCGGGGCAACUCAGCUGAGCAGUCACCAUCGGGCAACCCGGUAGACGACGGGGAGCUAAACAGCGACGAGGCCAAAUUCACCACGCUUGGGUCAGCUCGCGAGGGCUCUCCCCACAUGCUUGUACAGGAUGCCAACAUCGCUGAGCUGGCGCGCCAAUAG